AUGGUGUUACCAGUACCGAAGAGGAACAACCCUGCUGGCAGUGGCAGCAAAACACCACAUACCGAUUAUGGUUACUUCGGCAACUUUGAAAGGGUUCGAACUAUCGAUUUCUGUGAACUGUUCGAUCAAUUUCAAGAUGCCUUAAAAUUUGGUUCUAGAACCGAAAGAGUCGAGAUAGUCGAGGGCGGCGGAAUACAUAGGUCCCGUACCGGAUGUAACCUGCGAAUCAGGGUACCGACGCGCGUUCCGGCUGAGCCGAAGCCCGAAAUUCAGAGCAAUCACUAUGGUCCCCAAAAGCCAGGCAAUAAGCGCGACGCGGCAAGAUGCUUGAAAUUAGUCGCGCAGCACGACGUGGCGAUUGCCGCGUUAGGCUGUCGUUACGAGGCGGAUACGAUGACGACGACGACGGAUAAUGCGACCGGUCAGCACAGACGACCACCACCAUCACCCGAACUUCGAGCUUCGAUCCGAUCCGAUCAGACAAGUCGGCGGGAAGAACACAUACACGUCGUCGCUGCCGUUGUCCUCCUUCGUGUGGCGCACGUCACGUAG
Soboliphyme baturini is the source of this 552-nucleotide messenger RNA. NCBI's taxonomy places the organism in Eukaryota, Metazoa, Nematoda, Enoplea, Dioctophymatida, Soboliphymatidae. The record is from the annotation of a GenBank genome assembly.